AUGUCCCCUCCGCUGUGGGCUACUCCUCCUCAGGCAGCGUUGUUGACGUCGUUCAUUCCGGAGCAUCUGGAGCGUCAGCUCGAGCAGAAGCUUCUCCGCUUCUGGCCCAAGUUAUUCACUACUUGGUUUGCGGCGUUUCCCGAGGAGCGAGUGUUGUUUCCGGACAUGAGCGCGGAUGAGCUGUUGUCCGAAGAGCAGAAAAAAGCAGUUGGCGCAGCCAUUGCAGCCCGGAAGAAGCAACUGAAAUCGUGGUACGGAAACCGGUCGGGGCAAAAGGGCCGCAAAGCCCGAGCGAAGCCGAAGGUCUCCCUCAAGCUGCUCAAACCGUCAAAGAAGCGCUCGCUGGCCGCCCACGAACUCUACAGCCAAAAGAACUACGACGAAAAGAUCAAGCCUAUCCUGCAGGCUCGGAUUGACUCCGGCGAGAUCAGCACCAAAGAACGACUCAAGUGCUCGGUGGAAUUGGCGAAGACUCUUCUUGCGCAAGAACCGGCAGAGGUGCGGGAGGAGAUUGAGGCGGAGGCGGCCAAGCUCAGGGCUGCGAGGAACGCCUUAGGAUCGGAAGGUACUAAGGACACAGAGUUUGAUCCACAUCGCGUUCAGGCGAGGACUGACAAGGAUGACCACUAUAGGGUCGUCGACGAUAUGGGGUCUAUAUUCACACAGUUCUUCGACAACAUGCAUGCGAUGACAGGUGGUAGCUGGUUCUUUUUCACUAUGGGAUGCGGUGUCAACCCCGAUGGAGGAUAUCGCUUCGAAAUCAACACACACAGCUCCGGUGUCGCUGCUGGUAACAUCUCGUUCAGCCAGGCCAACCCGGAGGCCGUCGCCGCCCUAGGAAAGGCAUUCCUUGCGUGGGUUAGGCAGGCGAUGUCUCCGCAGAUCUACGCGCACAUCAAUCGUGCGUUGAAUCGCAGUAGUCCCGACAGCGAUGAUGGCGGCGAGGGUGUUGGCAAGGACGGCGGCGAGGGCGGCGAAGGCGAGGACAAGGGCGAAGGCGAGGACGGCAAGGACAAGGACGAGGGCAGCAAAGACGCGGACAAGACCAAGGGCGAAGAUGACGAGGACAAGGACAAGGACGAGGACGAGGACGAGGGCGGGGGCGAGGGCAAGGGCGGGGGCGAGGGCGAGGGCGAGGGUGGGGGCGAAGUUGGCGAAGAUUGUCACGACAAAAGGCAUGAGGCGAGCGACGUGCUCGACCAUGCUGGAGCCGUGGCUGGGGAAAUCAACGCAGAUGCGUUGUCUAGCCACGAUGGAAUGGGUGAUGGACAGUGGGCGAGUGACACCGGAGAGACGGGCGCCGUGGCAGCUUCUCCUACAUUGCUCGCUGUGCCAAACGCCCUUCUACCUGGACCGACAAUUGACUUUACGAAGACCUCGGCUGAGGUAACACCUCCCGUGGCUCAGUCGACGUUCGACUUCACAGCGUCGGAUUUCAUGGAAACAAGCCCGAUCAUGAACCCACUGUACCCUGAUCCUACCACGUUUGUCGGCGACCCCGGCUACUUCUCCACCGCCCUUGUGGACGCUGUGACGCCCGAUGCUGCGUAUGGCGGCUACAUGGGUGCGGGCUUCACGCCGGGUCUGGGCGGCAUGGCGGCGAUGCAAGGAGGGUAUGAUUAUCCGCUGCCCGCUGCAGGGGGCAUGUACGCCGACAGUUCGUUCUAUGGGUCAUAUCACCCGGGUAACAUUCUGAACCCUGCUGCGACGUCAUUCAACGGCCAUCCGCCAGCUCUCUGGUUCAACAACCCAUACAAUCUUCCGCCUGCAUAUCCGAUGCCUGGCCUCGGGACCGCAGUGCAUAUGGCUACUUCGAACAUUCCCUCCAUGACUGCCGUACCGCGCGCGCACGCCGCACUGCCCCCAGUUAGCUCUUCCUUUGCUCCUACCUUCGCUCUUGCGACCGCAGCCAUGCCGUCGACCCCUGCCGCUGCGGCCGUGCCGUCGACCCCUGCGACGCCUCCUUCUACAGCUACCGCUCCCACUGCGCCCGCUGCCCUCGCCGCUCCUAUUCAAUCUGUAUCCGUCGCCGACCACCCCGUACAGGCAGAUACAGUUCUACAGGACACUACAUCAAAGGUAAACAACGCUCCGUCCCUGCCUGCUACUCAGGGAGCAAGUGCUAUCUCCCAGCAGCAACCGGUGCCUACCACCAACGAUGGGCCAGUGCCGGUGGCAGUUCCUGACGGUGGAGCCAUACCGACUACGCGUCCUCAACGCCAACACCGCCUGCCCGACCGAUUCCGUGACUCUGUCGACGGGGCGCCUGUGGGCAAGAAGGAGAACAUGUCGCUUGACAAGGAGAACCCGUCGUCGAAGGGCACUGGUGCGAAGACGAAGAAGAGGAACGCCGGCGAUGCCGAUGCUGGCGCGAACGUCCCCAAGAAGAAGCACCGCGGCAAGUAA
This is a messenger RNA of Rhodofomes roseus, 2406 nucleotides long. RefSeq lists its product as uncharacterized. The coding region runs from base 1 to 2406 and encodes 801 amino acids. NCBI's taxonomy places the organism in Eukaryota, Fungi, Basidiomycota, Agaricomycetes, Polyporales, Fomitopsidaceae. The record is from RefSeq and is a predicted model, not a curated record. The transcript has 6 exons.